AUGACCUUAUAAAACCUCAGGUUCCUGUAAAUACCUCAAAGAGAUCAUUUGACACGUGUGCAGUGUCGGAGGAGAACCAGCGAACCAUGGGUCCCCUCGCUACGCCUAAAAAAGGAAGAGAGGGAGGUUCUGUUGACCCCUGGACACCGACCUCCAACCUUAAAAUGCUCAUCAGUGCUGCUAGUCCUGACAUCAGGAACCGGGAGAAGGAGCUGUGCAUGGACCCUGAGGGACGGGAAGGUCUCGACUCUGCACAGGACGCUGAAAACGCAGAAGAGUCUGAGAGAAUGAUCAGCAGAAAAGAAAAGAGUUUGGGUUUGCUUUGUCACAAGUUCCUCGCCCGCUACCCAAAUUACCCAAACCCCGCCCUCAACAAUGACAUCUGUCUGGACGACGUGGCCACUGAGCUCAAUGUGGAGCGCCGGCGCAUCUACGACAUCAUGAACGUGUUGGAGAGCCUGCACAUGGUGAGCCGCUCGGCCAAGAACCGCUACACGUGGCACGGCCGCUCCAAGCUGGCUCAGACCCUGGCCAUUCUGAAGCGGGUGGGCGAGGAGCAGCAGUACGGUCAGCAGAUGCAGCAGAUCCGGCAGCGUCUCCUGGAAGAGAAGGAGAACGAGGAGGUGGUGGAGUUGGAGAGCACCGAGCAGGGACAGAAGGAGCUCUUCUUCGUGGAGCUUCCGGGAGUAGAGUUCAAAGCAGCCUCUGUCAACAGCCGGAAGGACAAAUCUCUGCGGGUGAUGAGCCAGAAGUUUGUCAUGCUCUUCCUGGUGUCUUAUCCUCGUGUGGUCAGUCUGGACGUGGCUGCGAAGAUCCUGAUCGGAGAGGACCAAGGCGCAGAUCAAGACAAGAACAAGUUCAAGACCAAAGUGCGGCGGCUCUAUGAUAUAGCUAAUGUGCUGCGUAGCCUGAAGCUCAUCGAGAAGGUUCACGUGACAGAAGAGCGGGGGAGGAAACCCGCCUUCGAAUGGGUCGGCCCCGUAGAAUUCCCACAAGUCAAAGACUUGGAGAGCUCUGCGACUGAAUGUCCAGCCAAGAAGAAAAAUGUUCUGGAAUCACGUGCGUCUGUGGACAACUGUGCCAAAAAACUCUUUUCGUCACCCGGGGCUAAGCGCAGUUUCACCCGGCACCCCUCCCUCAUAAAGCUGGUAAAGAGCAUCCAGGACGACCGACGCAAGAUCAACUCGGCCCCCACCAGUCCCGUCAAGACCAGUGAUUCAUCAAACACAGACAUCCCGAACAAAAUGGCCCAACUUGCUGCGAUCUGUAAGAUCCAGCUCGACCAGGAGUCUGUGUCUGGAGGUAAAAACCUCAAACCUGCUGCUGCUCAGGCAGACGCAGCCGCCGCGAGGCUCGAGCCAGCCUCGUCUAAUUCAAUGGAACCGCCUCAAGCACAGUUACAAACGUCAACCCAGGAGCCUGGAGUCAACACUACAGUCCACCUAACCCCCCAUCACCCACUGGCAUUACAGUCCGCAGGCUCCUUCUCCUACAUCCCCACACAGUGCUCGCCCCUGAUCCCGGUCCUGUUUCCUCAGCAGCGGGGGAGCGGGCCCUACGCUGUGUAUCUUCAACCGUCUUCCCUCAGGUCAAACCCUCUGGCCAGGCCGCAGCCGACCAGCCUCGCCGUGCGCUCCAUGACCUUUGAGGAAAAAAGCGGACAGAGCCCACAUGCGCCGCCUGCCAGCAUGGCGUCAGACUCCAGCCCCGUGGCGCUCAAACGGCUGCAUCCAGAUCCAGCUUUGGAGAGCAGCUCGUCUAAAGUCAAGAGGACCGACCCAAACUUUAAGGACACCUCUCCGAAGCUGUGUGAGAUCCUGCAGGCCCGUCUGAAAGCCCGUCGUGGCGACCAGCUCUCGAGCCGGCCCUCGCCCCGCGUCCUCCACCUGGACCCUGAGUUUGUCAACACCCCCACUGGUGCUGUGGCCAAUCAGACGCUAGAACAGAGCUUGGAGACCCUCCUGGACACAGAGGACAAGACUGUCAACUCUGACAGUGAGGCGGGAUUGACUCCAGUCAGAGCUGUGCCCCUCACACCCGGACAACUCCACACAGAGACUUUAGUACCGGCCGGAUACCUGAUCCCAAUCUCCCAGCAGUCCCUCAUCAGCUACAGGGAAAAUAAAGCUUCAGGCGGAGAAAGCAACAAGACCUCAACCCCCACGUACAUUUACCAAACACCAACCGCAGGCUCCAGACCUGCCCUGGCCCAGGAGAUCACACCCACCAGCCUUCGCCUCCACAGACCCACUGCUGCAGACUCUCCGCGCCCCUCGCAGCAGGCUCACCACCUCCACAACCCCAGUCCGGCCAUCCUCAACUUCACCCUGCAGAACCUGGGCCUGAUCUCCAGCCCAGGAAACGCCUUCGCUACCCCUCAGACCCCAGAGCGCACCAACACCCUGUCCAGCCCACUGCCGGCCCCGCUGUCUCUGCAGCAGAGAGGCAUGGUCUUCAUCAAACCCGUGUCCCCUGUGCCUGUUCACCAGUCUGUUCCUGCACACCCAGUGACGCUGAUCAGUGUACAACAGCCGCUGAUGACCACCCCCAAAGGGACCGUGCUCCCCCAGCACAGCUUCUUCCACACGCCCGGCCCCCUGUCGCCUCUGGCCGCCAUGGUAACCACGGGCGGACACGCGGCCUCCCAAACAGUUUACAUCCCUCAGAGGAAGCUGGACGUGGCCUCCGAGGAGUCGUGAAGGGAAACCCUCUGGUGUCUGUGUUGAUUAUGUGUGUGAGUGCUGCGUCUGUGUGGUGGUCAGUUGCUCGGGUUGGUGUUUUUUGUUUCAUUUGGUCUGUUUAGCAUGUUACAGUAUUCAUUACCUCGGAGUAUUUCACAACGGCGUCGGUUCUCAUCCCAGUCGGUUCUAAAAAUAAACUGCCAGACUGGGACUGUGGCCCAGUGGACACACGGAACGGAGAUUUCAAACCAACUUCACCGGCAACACUGUUGUCAUUGUGAUGCCAGGGUGAAAUUUACAUAAACUAAAGGAACAGAAUUAUAAUUUUUGUUUAUUUUUGUUGUAUCAAAUCUUUUUCUUCUAAUUACCACGAGUAGUAAAAGUAAAAUCUAUAAAUAGCGCCACACGCAGCUCGGACGGAUGUUUUGAACUGAAGAGACGAGUUUGAUUGGAAACAUUGUUGACUGAUAAUUUUAAUAAGAUGAAUUUACUUUUGCACAUAUGUACAUGUUAACUGUCGCCCCCUUUUUAAAAAAUGGAAUUGUCAAGAAUAUGUGAAUACUUGAGACUAAUCAAAAGUUUUGAUGAGUUUAAUUUAUAAGCAAAUGACAAAUUGUUUUUGAUGUCCUGCGAAAUGUAAAAUGCUAAAUAAAUUUUAAUCUGUUUUUUCUAA
Messenger RNA from Paralichthys olivaceus (Japanese flounder), 3354 nucleotides. The record is from RefSeq and is a predicted model, not a curated record. NCBI's taxonomy places the organism in Eukaryota, Metazoa, Chordata, Actinopteri, Pleuronectiformes, Paralichthyidae.